CGGAGGCUCCGCUCUCGGGGAGUUUGUGGGGGAACAGCGAGCGGCGUAGCGGAUCCCAGAGCCCGGCCCCCGCCGCCUGCCCGUCCGGCUGCCUGCCCCGCCCGUCCGGCCCCCGCCGUCCGCCCGCCCCGGCCAGGCGCGCCCGCCCCCCCGACGGCCCCGCCCGGCCGCGGCCCCCGCUCCGCCCGCCCGGCCCCGGCCCCCAGGAGGAGGCGCUGACGCAGCAGCGUGGAGCCCGGGAAUUGAGCGCCCCCGGGGGGUUCCAGCCGCCGGAUUCCAGCCCGGCCGGGGCCUGCGGGCGCCCAGAGCCGCGCCGUCCGCGCCGCCGUCCCGAUUGGAGGUGCUCCAUGACACACACUCGGAGGAAGUCCCUUCCCAUGCUGAGUUCGGGCCCCCCUGGCCGCCAGGAGCCCCUGCAGGUGGAAGGCAGCAGUAUGGAUCAGGGGCCGGAGAGAGUUGAGCCCGGCGUGCCUGAGAGUCCAGGGCCCCUCACGGGGCGCCGCAAGAACUACCCUCUGCGCAAGCGCCCCUUGGUUCCCGAGAAGCCCAAGACCUGCAAAGUGCUGCUGACCCGCCUGGAGAAUGUCGCUGGGCCACGGAGUGCAGAUGAGGCCGACGAGCUGCCCCCUGACCUGCCGAAGCCGCCCAGUCCAACUCCCCCCGGGGAGGAGCCGGGCCUGGUCCAGCCCCGGAAGCGGCGCCUGGCCUCUCUCAACGCCGAGGCCCUCAACAACCUGCUGCUGGAGCGGGAGGACAGUGGGGGCCUGGCCAGCUCGCGCCGUGGCCGAGGAGGCGGGGAGCCCCCGCGCAGCCGGGAGCGGGACCGGGCCCCUGGGGGCUGGCCCUCCAAGAAGCGGCCCCGACCUGGGGACCUCGGAGAAGGCAGUCGGGACCUGUCCCCUGAGCCGGCGCCGGACGAAGGUGCCCGCCGAGAUGGGGACCCGGCUCCCAAGAGACUGGCGAGCCUGAACGCAGCGGCCUUCCUCAAGCUGAGCCAGGAGCGGGAGCUGCCUCUGAGGGCACCGCGCGCCCACCCGGAAGUGGAUGUGCGCGCCACUGAGCCCUCGGCACCAAAGGCCCCGAGACCCAAGUGGGCCAAGGUCAAUAGCAAGAACUAUCCGAAGGCCCGGCAGGGCUCCAGUGUCGGGGAGAGUGCAGGCCCACCAGGCUGGCAGGAACACCCUGAGGAGCCAUGGCCAUCAACCACCCCCCGUGGGCCCUCUGCCCAGCCACCUUCCCAGCCCCGGAGCAAGGCUCUGGAGAGCCCCUUGGGCCUGCGCCCCCACCUGCCCCAGCUGAUGGGAGGGCAGGCCGCCCUGAAGCCAGAGCCUGGGCGUCCGGGGGAGGAGUCACCUGCCCCUAAACAGGAACUGCACCAGCCCUCCUUCCCUGCCCCCCAGCUGUCCCCCCUGCCCAUGCCUGGCAACCCUGCCGACUACAGAGGCCUGUGUGAGCGGCCGGAGCUCACGGCGCUCGGCAACCUCUACCUGUACUGCGGCCGAGACGGGCUCCAGUGUGGGGGCUACUCCUCCUGCCCCAUGCUCCCUGAGGGCAAGCUGUCCCCGGUGGCUGCACCUAGCGAGGGGCUUCUCCUGGCCCCUAGCUCCGUGCCCACGGGGAGCCCUUUCCAGCACCCUCCCUGGGGCGCUCGCUACUGCUCCAGCGAAGACACUGGAGUGAAUGGCUACGGCCUCUGUGAAAUGUUGUCCUCGUCGCUUUCCCACAUCAGCACUACCUGUGUCGGCUGCCCCUACAAAAUGCCUUUUGCUGCAGAAGGCUGCAGGUCUCUGGGCCAGCUGGAAUUUCCUCUCCCGGAAGCUGGCCACCCGGCCUCACCUGCCCACCCCUUCCUGGGAUGCCCUGUACCCAGCGUGCCACCUGCAGCAGAGCCUGUCCCCCAUCUUCAGACGCCCACCUCCGAGCCCCAGUCUGUUGCCCGUGCGUGCCCACAGAGCGCCAAGCCUCCCAGUGGCUCCAAGUCGGGCCUGCGCACCGGCCCCAGUUGUCGGCACACUGUGAGGAGCAAGGCCGCCCGCAGGCCCAGCCACCCCAAGCAGCCGCGCGUCCAGCGCCCACGCCCCCGGCGCCGCCGGCGCCGCCGCACUAACGGCUGGGUGCCCGUCGGGGCUGCCUGCGAGAAGGCGGUCUAUGUUUUGGAUGAACCGGAACCAGCCAUCCGAAAGAGCUACCAGGCGGUGGAGCGGCGUGGAGAGACCAUCCGAGUUCGGGACACUGUCCUCCUCAAGUCGGGGCCACGGAAGACAUCCACUCCUUAUGUGGCCAAGAUCUCCGCCCUCUGGGAGAACCCCGAAUCAGGAGAGCUGAUGAUGAGUCUCCUGUGGUAUUACCGACCUGAGCACUUACAGGGAGGCCGCAGCCCCAGCAUGCACGAGCCUUUGCAGAAUGAAGUCUUUGCAUCGCGACAUCAGGACCAGAAUAGCGUAGCCUGCAUUGAGGAGAAGUGCUACGUGCUGACCUUUGCCGAGUACUGCAGAUUCUGUGCCAUGGCCAAGCGCCGAGGCGAGGGCCUGCCCAGCCGCAAGACAGCACUGGUGCCCCCCUCUGCGGACUACUCCACCCCACCUCACCGCACGGUGCCCGAGGACACAGACCCUGAGCUGGUGUUUCUUUGCCGCCAUGUCUAUGACUUCCGCCAUGGCCGCAUCCUCAAGAACCCCCAGUAGCCUCCUCACGCCCUUGGGGGGGGGGCUGCCCACGGGCAGGUGGGGCUCAGGGCAGGAGGCACUGCUUGAAGCACAGCACUUGGUUCAGGGGCCAUGGGAGCCUGCGUUUGC
This is a messenger RNA of Sorex araneus (European shrew), 2795 nucleotides long. It is a transcript of the gene BAHD1, whose product is annotated as bromo adjacent homology domain containing 1. The coding region runs from base 348 to 2684 and encodes 778 amino acids. The record is from RefSeq and is a predicted model, not a curated record. Lineage: Eukaryota; Metazoa; Chordata; Mammalia; Eulipotyphla; Soricidae. The transcript has 7 exons. Gene Ontology annotation, molecular function: chromatin binding.